Messenger RNA from Phaeodactylum tricornutum CCAP 1055/1, 868 nucleotides. RefSeq lists its product with no specific name. Bases 155 to 868 code for a protein of 237 amino acids. The transcript has 3 exons. Gene Ontology annotation, molecular function: GTPase activity; GTP binding. Lineage: Eukaryota; Bacillariophyta; Bacillariophyceae; Surirellales; Neidiaceae. The record is from RefSeq and is a predicted model, not a curated record.
CUCUCUGUCAGUCUCUUUUUUCGGAAGUCUAGAUAGUUGUCUUAGAUUGAGCUAUUCAGUGCUGUACAUAGGCAGCCCGAGCGAUCCAUUGCAAUCGCUUCCCAGCAGUGCAGGUAAUUGACACUGAGCAACACGUGCUCCAGAACGAGAAAGCAUGGCUGCUCACCGGCCGAAAACAUUGAAGAUAGUAAUCCUCGGUGACUCUGGAGUGGGAAAGACUUCCUUAAUGAAUCGCUAUUCGACUGGGAAAUUCACCGGACAGUACAAAGCUACAAUCGGGGCCGACUUUUUAACCAAACAGGUCGUCGUUACGGACGCCUUUGGCCAGAGGCAUGUUGUCAUGUUACAGAUAUGGGAUACAGCAGGCCAAGAAAGGUUCCAAUCCUUGGGCGUAGGAUUUUAUCGGGGAGCCGAUGCGGCUUUGCUCUGCUAUGACGUAACUGACCUGCACAGUAUCGAUAAUCUUAAUCACUGGCGACAGGAAUUUCUCGAUCAAGUGGGCGGGAGCAUGAUGGUACCUGGUCUUAGUGAGACAGCUGCGCAAUUUCCAUUCGCAGUCUUGGGCAACAAAGUCGACAAGGUCAACGACCGAUUGGUACCAUUAGCUCGUGCCGAACAAUGGUGCCGAGAUGCAGCCGGUGCACACUCCAUGGGCAGCAUACCUUUUCCACAUUUUGAAACCUCUGCCAAGACUGCCGUAAAUGUCGAUGAAGCGUUUCAUGAAGUGGCACGGCUUGCUUUGCAAUACGAAGACUACAAACGGCGGUCGCAACCGCCGCAACUUUUUGUGCCGCCGUCCGUUCCGCCGAUCGAUUUGCGCCGACAAACGAGUAGCACCUACGAAGAACGAAACGAUACGUGCUGCUAA